This is a messenger RNA of Caenorhabditis auriculariae, 11470 nucleotides long. The record is from the annotation of a GenBank genome assembly. Lineage: Eukaryota; Metazoa; Nematoda; Chromadorea; Rhabditida; Rhabditidae.
AUGGAUUUAGGUUGGUUAUUCUAUCAAUUUCAUUAAAAAAUUUGUUUUUAUAUAGUUGCUCAGAAAGAUAUCGAUCUACUAAAACACUCUAAUUUCUCAGGGAAUCCCUUUGAAGAAAAAAAACCUUCUAGUAGACCUUAUUAGUCAAUUUUCAUAAAUAAUCACUCAACUUUAUCGUUUUUCUCCAAUUUGUUUGUUAAUUCAGAAGCAUUACAUUUUUUAAGCCUUUGUGAGCUUGAAAAAUCAAAAAAAAAACUGCCAGAAAAGAGCCCUGAGUUUCGAAAAAGCUAAUUAUUAUACUUGAUCUUGCGGCUUCCAAAACAGUCGAAAUUUUUCCACUUUUAUGCCGAGUUCAAAGUGAUUUCCGGGAAAUUAAAAAUUAUCUCUGACUCCCCAAAAUUUAUUUACCUUUUUCAUGUUCUAAAGGCUAUUUUGAUUUUCGCGAGAUCAUUUUGGUCGGGGUAUUCUGUCUCAAAAUUUUUUUCAAAGGUUUGGAUCGUGGAUCAAAUGAUCGAAAACUUUGUAUUAUCGUAAAAUAAGAUCAUUUAAUCUCGAAAUCUGAAGUAAAACCCCUAAAAUCUGAGCUGGACUCGGUAUUUUCCCGACUGUCGGGGCCGACUUUUUUCUUUCUAAAUCCCCUUUUUCGCAGUUUUUCCGACUCGAAAUCCAACUUUUCGUACUUUCCAGUCGAUCCUCUGGCCGAGCCGUGCGCCGUUUGUGGCGACAAAUCAACGGGUACCCAUUACGGCGUCAUUUCCUGCAAUGGUUGCAAGGUAAAACUUUUGAAUUUGCUUUUUUAAAAUAUAAUUUUUGAGCAUAAAAAUUAUUCACAACCUUCUCUGUUUUUAAACAUCCGUAAAACCAUUUCGAAGUCAAACUCUUGCUUCUACCAAGUCCAAAAGACCUUUCUGUUGAGAUUCCCAGAGUUCCAAAGUUAUUUUUUCUUAAAUCCAAAAUGAAGCACACAUUUUCGAGAAAACAAGGAUUUUCUAGGAAUUUCCAAAAAAAUCCUUAUCUUUAGCAUUUUUAAGGCGAUCCGCCCGUGGGCGGGUACUUCUUAGGAGACUGGAUAUUAAUUUUUUUUUUUAUACCCUUGAUUAAUCAUUUUUCAAAUCGUUCCUGGUUUUUACUAAGAUUUUUGUCGUUUUUCUUCCGUGUAGCGCUCUUAGUCCUUUUUUUUCGAAUUUUAAUUUUUGAAUCCUAAUUCUUUUUGGAAAUGAUCUUCAAUUUUAUUUUGAAUCGGUUUUCAAUUCAUAAAAUUGACUUCUCAGAGCUUUUUUUGAGUUUUUAGCCGACUUCCAACUCAACUAUUGAAUUUGAACCUUUUGAUGAAUCUUGGAGGGUUCUUCAUAGAUAUUUAUUGUUUUAAGGACCACUACAAGGGCAUUUUUUGAUUCACAUAGGAAGAUCCCGACGACAGUUUCGAAACUCCCUAUGGGCAGAGCGUAGGGAUAUCUAUUGUGAGGCCCCAGAAGAUCCCUUUUACAUUCCCUUGUAGGAAAACUCCGAAAAUUCUCAGUUCUGGUGAAAUGCAAGACGAAGUUGAUAAAUUUUUAGCUGGGAGUGUCAAAUUUUGAUUUGUUGAAGCAAAAAUUAUCCAAGAGACUCACAAAUUUUAUAUGUACCAAAUGUUGGAGAAAUGUCUACGAAUUGGAAAAAGGAGAGAAAAAAGGUGUAUAGCGUUUAAUAGAACAUUUCUUACCUCCUAGCUUCUGAAAAUAAAUAUAGGUUUUAAUAGGGCAGUACGACUAUUAUACGAGUAUUUUUUUUUUUGAUAUAACUGUCGAAAAGGCUUGUAUCAAUUGUGAGAACUUACUCUGUAGCGAAAAAGCUCACUUUUACAAUUUCCUGAACGUUCUUUUGUAAACUGGAAUGACAAACAAGUUUUUUUUUCUUAACAUCGGACUCAAAGUUUAAUUUUUUUUUUUUGAGAUUGUAAUUCUGAUACUUUUUUAUCGCCUCAGGUUUAGUUAUCUGUGAAGCGUACUUGAUCUCUGAUCAUGGUGAGUUUAAGCUCAAUCAUAAAAGAAAGCCUAAAACGACAACUUUAAGGGCUAGACUUAUAUUUUUUCGUUAGAGCUCAUUUCAAAUUUUUUUUUCUUAAGAUCGUUGUUGGAAGAGAUUCAAAAUGAGACGUUUUUUUAAUCGCUUAGUGUUGUCUGUUGAACGUACUUGAUGAAGAAUUGGAGCUCAACGGGAAAUGGAAAGUAUUAAAAGAUAGUUUUGACAUUUAACCAGAGAAGCGCAUGAUGAACUUAGUUUUGAAUUCUUGCUUGAAAAACCUCUCAAUUUCAAGGCAUUUUGUCUUUUUGGGUUGAAUCAACCACACAGCGUUCUUGAUCUCUCAGCUCGAUGAGAAAUGAAAAUUAUAAAGGGAUAAUUUUGUCGACUAGGCGUAUACUUUUGCACAUUAAAGCUUUUAAGAUUUUUUCUUUCCUAAGAUCUUGGCUGAGGGAGCUUUUAACUUUGAGACGUUUUAACCGCCUUGCGUUGAGUUACCCAUAGAGCGUACUCGAUCUCUGAGUUUGAGCCCGAUGAGAAAUGAGAAGUACGGGGAAAUUGAUGAUAAUUUCCACGCCUAGACGAAUUACUUGUCAAGUCACUCACUCCCUCGCGAUUUUUCGGCAGCCGAGGCUGAAGCGUCCGGCGUUCGGCGGGCGUCUCCCCCCGCUCGCUUCCCCAACAGACUUAUUUGUCGUCCUGCUCGCUCUUUGCUGUUGUUUGCGUGACGGACGUCGCCUUGCCCACUUUCUGUCUCCGAUUUCCAUUUGAAUUCCCCUUUUUCAUAUUGAUUGUUCGGGCCUCAGAGCCUGUGCGAUACCGAUAAAGGUUGGAAAAUGACCGCUUUUGGCUAAUUCAAGACAAUUUCAAGACAUCUCGACUAUAAGACAAAACUAAAACUUUUGUUAUUUCAACCCAGAAAACCUCAAACUAAGUUUCUGCCAAGUUUUUUCAAGGUCUUAAAAAUUCUUUCCCUGUAAUCUAGGCUGACAUGAUGAGAAAAUUUUCUGUUUUUCAAUAAGUUUCGUCUAAUGUCGUGUUCAAAAUGAUUUCAGGUAGUAAAAAAUUGCCGACAGAGAGUGAAAAAGAUAAUUGAAUUUUGGAGGGUCAGAGACUUUUCAUCAUUUUCGUGCGGAAACUGCGACCUGUACGCGAGCCGCGAUGCAGGAUAAAACUCAUCGAAUUACCCGUUCUAACUUUUCUUACGAGAAUCCCGAAUUCCCCUUAAAGUCGCUUCUUGAAAAAAAAGUUGCUUUAUGAAGGAUUCUACUUUUGCGCGAUUAUUCAUCUUAUUCAUACCUCGUUUGGCUUUUUUCCCCAUUUUCUGAAGUAAUUUCAAGGAUUAGCCGAUGUCACACGGUGAGAUAAGUUUCUGAAGAAGCUUCUCCAAGGUUUAAUCUCAGCUUUUCGAGUCAAAAGCUUUUGUUUUGGCAGGAAAUCGUUUGUUUUCGAUUUUUAUUUGGCCAUUAGUAAUGGGAAAACAUUGAAAAAAGCUUUUUUUUCAAGAUCUUCGGGUUUUAUUACGGCGAUGCAUACUAGAACGGGAAAGUUCCAAAUUUUUUCGUUGCGAGACCAAAUAAUUCAACAAAAAAGCUCAUAUCUGCGCCUUUACUUAGUUUGAAUAAGUUUCGAUUUUUUAUUCCAUAGAUUCCGUGAUUUCAUUGGCUGAACCGCUUUAGAUUUUUUUUUUUUUGGAAGUUUGACUUUUUGAAAAUUUCAAGUUUUCUGAAGCUUUCAGAAGCACUUCUAAUGCAUUUCCAUCUCCAAAAGUCAGAAUCCAACGAUCUUUCGAACUUUUGGCUCUAAGGAAGUUGCAUAUUUACCUAUAGGUUUCGAAGACCUUUGCUCUUGUUGUUUUUAGUCGCUUCCGUAGGCGCGACAUUGAAUGAGAUCAAACUCUAUAGAAAGAACAAAAAUAAGUGUUUGUGGGGCUUUUCUUGAGCAGUCGUUCGGUGGCAAGUGCUCCCAACUACUCUUUCCAGCCAUUUCUAUUUUUUUUUUCUAUAAUUUUUCUUCCACUUCGUGGAAAUUCAUCUGUUCAAGCUUUCUGAGGUUGGAAGCAGCCUAAAUAAAGUUCUAGAGCGAAAUUCAGAACUAAACCGAUGAAUACAGUCAAGAAAAAAACCUGAUCCAUCCCUAAAUUAGAUGAGUCAACCGUAUACCUACUUCUAGAAUUUUUUACGAAGCAGUCUAGUUUGAAAAGGUCGAGCGGGAAUAUUCAAACAGUCAGCUGCGCCUUUAAUAAGCUCUUUUUUUGGCUAUUUUGAACGUUUUUUAAAUCAAAUUUUAAGCAUCAUUGUUAGUCAAAAUCCCUGGCUGUAGAGUUUUAAGGAGAAUGGGAAAAUUCAAAAAUGUUUGGAGGUAAAAAAAAAUUUUUCAAGAUCCUGAAAAAUCCUUCGAACUUAGAAAGACUUUUUUUAGCCCAAAGUAUUGCGAGAAAUAUUUUUUUCUAUUCUUCUGAAAUUCCAUGGAAGUUCUAAGUUCCUCGGUUCAAGAGACUGAAGCCCUUGUUUUUUUUUACGAAACAAAAAAAAGUGAAAACUGAAAUGUGUCAUAAUCUCCCGGUACCGUCCAACUCGUUAGGUUUGGCUUCAUCCCGAGAAUCUUUACUUUUGGCCAUCCCUCAUUUAUACCUUUCUUUCAAAUCUCACUGUCUUUUGGUUAAUUGCAGGGGAGGAACUACUUUAUUAAUAUUAUGGAGUUGAUUGACGGAAAAAGUUCAGGGGUUCUUCCGCCGGACUGUCCUGCGCGACCAGAAGUUCACGUGUCGUUUCAACAAACGCUGCGUCAUCGACAAGAACUUCCGGUGCGCCUGCCGCUAUUGUCGCUUCCAGAAGUGCGUCCAGGUCGGCAUGAAGCGCGAAGGUUCGUUUCUAUGUCUUUUUUCUUGUUUACUGAUUUCUCGGUACCCAGUUGUGGCGCAAGAUUAGUAGAAGGAAAUGAGGAACGUCAAGAUUUUAACAUUUUUUCAAGAAUAAUCCCACAAGUGAGGUCAUUUCUUUUUUCUGAAAACUGCUGGAAAAUUUUUAACGUUUCAUAUUAGGAUUCUGAAAGUCACAACUUUCCUGUUUUCCGAAACGAAAAGCUUUCAGUACUAAAACGAGUUUUCUACGACUUUGAGGCGUCUUCUCUCGGAAACUGACUUUGGGAAUCUUAAGAAAUUUUUGGUACCUGGGCGAGUUUUGAAAUAUUCCCAAACCCGAAGUAAAAUAAUCUUCCGUGUCAGUUUCUAAACUUUUGUGUUUGAUUAACUUCUGGUCCCACUUUUUGGAGGAGUAGCACUUCCCUUAAAGAGGCAUGGGUACUUCAGAAAUUCGUGAUGACCUUCAAUUUCUAAAAAUAGACGUUUCCGAAGGAUUUUUGGUCUUUUUCGGGGUAAAUCAUGGUUUACUUUCAAAAAAGGAAUCUUUUGGAUCUUCUACAUACUUUUUUGAAGAAAGGAAGGAAAUUACUGCUUCAAAACCUUUUGAAAACCUUCAUUUCUACGAAAAAAUAUUAUUUCCGUUGAUUUUCAAGAACAAUAAUGAUUAGAAAAGCAUUUUUGGCAAGUUUCCACUACGUGAGGAAAAGGAAGUCCGUUUCCGUCUUUUGUGCUAUUUUCUGUGUUUUGGUCUCCCUGCACAUAUUUUUCUCGGCGGCGGCCGCGCGCCAACAAAAAACGCCUCCUCCUGAAUGGGAUUUUUGUUCUACUAAACUCGCGCCGCCGAGCCUUUUACUUGCUCCACUUUCUUUUUUCGUUUCAUCGCUUUUCUGGUUGGAAAGUACAUAUUUUUCUUCUCUUUUUAUCGUAUUUUCGUGGUUUUCCUCGGUAUAAGUUGUUUCACAUUUGCUGAUAAUUCAGAAGAGCCAAAGUCUUCAAUAAUCUCAAAUACAACUGGAAACGAUCACCGCUCCUUCAACUUUUUUUUUUAUAAAGUCGGUCCUUUUUCGGAAUUUUCUAUGGUUCAAUUUUGUUUUUGUCGCGUGUCACUCUAUUUAGUUUAGAGGCUUAAAAGAUGAUAAGAAUAAAAAUUAUCGAGGGAUCAUUUUUUGUCGAUUUCUUAAACUUAAAAUUUGAAUUUGUUUUUCGAAACGACGCUAGGAACCAUAUAGCCCAUUUCGGGCCGGUUUUUCACCUUUUUUUUCUCAUAAAAGACUUACGAAAUUUAAUCAAAUUUGACUCACUUGCUCCAAGGCCGUCUUUUUUUCAGUUUUGAAGAGCCAAAAUGCGAAAAAAAAGCUGUGUUCACGGUAGAGUUUUUCUGUUGUUCUGUGCGGCGGAACACAAAAUACGAGAUUUUCGCAUUUUAAUUUGAUCUCUUCAAUUUAUUGGUUUCCAGCGAUCCAAAUAAAGCGCGAACCAUUUUUUAAUCGCAAUAAUGUCAAUAAUUAGCUAUUACCUACCUUGAAAACUUGAAAAGAUUUUAUGCACGGUGAUUUGACCUCCCUGCUGAUUUUGUUGGUUUCCAGCGAUCCAAUUCGAGCGGGACCCAAUCGGGAGUCCGAGCGGAAAGAGACAGCGAAUGAGUCCUCCGCCGUCGGCGCCGGGCUCGGCGAGCCAGGCGACGUCCAUCUCCAACGGAUACACGAGUCCCAACGGCGUCCCGCCGUCUUCCGUCAUCGACGCGCUCAUGGAGAUGGAAGCCCGAGUCAAUGAGGUUUGAAAGUUCAACUGUAGCAUGCCUUGCUGUCGUAGGAUCUUUGUGCAACGAAUAAUUUCGAUAAAUUGAAAGCUGUUUUUCGUUAAGACCUCAGGGAUCUGUUCUAAGCUUCUAGUGUCCAUCUUGUUACUGCUGUGAAGUGUUAUUAGAGGGAAGUUUUGAACUACGUGUUCAUGGCUCAAGUUACUUCACCUAUCUUCAAGAAAAUUUUCAAAACUUCAAGAUUUUUUCGCGCUUUUCCUAUACAUUAAACGUCUUAUUGGAGAAUAGAGAAAUACUUUAAAUCGGCUUACCGAAGUUUUGCAAAAUUGCCCCCCCCCCCUUUUUUUGCGUUGUUCUUUAUCCAGGGAAACAUUGGCCCCCCUCUUUUUUUCAAUUUUGUGGAUUUUUUUGAUUUUCAUCAAUUACUGAGGCGUUCAUAUGAGUAACAAAGUUAGUGCGCGAUGAAAAAAAUUUUUGCUAAGGCAUCAGAAGAUCAUAAAGUUCCAGCUGGUACCAAUUAAGUAUUUAUUUUAAAGCAUGUUAUUUUUCACCUAAUCAGAGAAACUGAAGAUUUCUUUUUCUGUUGGUAUCAAUAGGUUUAUUCACUGCAUUCAUAGAAUAGUUUGAAUGAAUACAAGAGAAAAAGAAUUGAAGUGACCAGUAACGGGACUUAUUUCACUCUAACGAGUCGAUGAACAGGAAAUGUGCUCGCGAUACCGUAAUCGCUCUUCCGUCAUCCAUCAGCAGGCGGUUCCGGUUGCCGGCGAAGACGAUAAUUCUGGAUCUGCUUUUUCGCAACCCAACCGGCCUUGUACUGCCGAGGUACAAGAGAAGUUCGAAUUGAACGAGAAAAAGAAUGGAAUUCUCAGGACCUCAAUGAAAUCUCGAAGACGACGCUUCUUUUGAUGGUCGAAUGGGCGAAAACAAUUGCGCCUUUCCCGGAGCUUGGAAUGGAUGACAAGAUCAUCCUUCUGAAGAAUUACGCGCCUCAGCAUCUUAUUCUCAUGCCGGCUUUUAGGUAUAGUGAUUUUUUUUUUCGAAAAUAAAGUUUACAGCUUUUGUACGAAAAUCCAUCUCUAAACAUAUAAAUUUUUAUUUUAAACUGUGAUGAAGAAAAACUUUUUUUGUUAAGUUUUUAGAUGAAAAAACAGAUUACUGUCGUUUCGAGACCAUGUCAGGAGUUUUUGAUGUUUCUUUUAUAAUUGGUUGAAGUCAGUAAGCGAUCAAGUUCAAGUGUCAUUAACACGCAGCGACCCAACAAAAAACUCCGCAAACAAAAAAAAGCAUCCUACAGUACCUCAAGAUGACAUGUCCGGAAAAAAUGUUAAAUAUUGAUACACUUACUGAUUGACAUACAGCCCGCCUACAAGAAAUUCAUCAGUUCUUAGAUACCCAGGUGUAUACCGUACCUAGCUACAUUAAAAACAAAACGCAUUUUUCGGAGAAAUGAACAUUUUCUUGUUUUUUUCAACCAUUUUAUCAAAAUUGACCUUUUCCAGGAGCCCUGACACCACUCGAGUUUGUCUUUUCAACAACACUUAUAUGAGUCGCGAUUCGGCGGCCGAAUUGAACGGUUUCGCGGCUUUCAAGACCAGCAAUAUCACUCCCAGGUAAUAUUUGAAACACUAAAAAUAUAUAAAUUCGAAAGUUUUCCAGAGUCCUUGACGAAAUCGUUUGGCCAAUGCGACAGCUUCAAAUGCGCGAACAGGAGUUUGUCUGCUUGAAAGUGAGAAAAAAAGAAAAAUUAUCGAAAAUUAUCGAAUUUCAAGGCACUCGCUUUCCUGCACCCCGAGGCAAAAGGCCUGUCAAGCGCUUCGCAGACUAUGAUUCGGGAGGUGGGUUUUGAAGAGAAAAUCACAGGAUUACGGUGGUUUUCAGGCCAGAAAUCGAGUCCUCAAGGCGCUUUACGCGUUUAUCCUUGAUCAACUGCCAGAAGAGGCUCCGACGAGGUGAGUAGAAGGUUUCGGUUUUUAAAGGCGCAGAUAAGGAUGAAAAAUGGUCUUGCAGCGAUUUAAGAGUUAUGAGAGCUGAAAAGAAGGCUUCAAGAUGCAGAUAAUGGUGCAAACAAAUUUCUAAAAUAAAUUGAAGACUUUAAAAGUUUAGUGAGGCAGAAACUGAAAAAAAUAUGAUCUCAGUGCAAUUUUAAAGUAUGGAAUAUAAAAAAUUGUUGCAAUAAGAUUUUCUUCCAGAUACGGCAAUAUUUUGCUCCUGGCGCCAGCGUUGAAGGCUCUCACGCAGCUUCUCAUUGAAAAUAUGACCCUCACCAAAUUUUUCGGUCUUGCUGAGGUAAAAAUGAAUUUUCAGGGUUUUUUGGGGUUGUUCUUUUGACGGAGUAAAAAAAGAAUGUAGAGAGCAGCAUGUAUUGAGAGAAAUUAGAUAAAGAGUAGCUUUCGGCUUCUCCGGCGUCUCUCCAGGUUGCCUUGACCUCUCGCCUCUGAUCAGUUCUUUUUUCUGCUUAUUUUAUUGAGAACACAAGAGUGUCCCCAAUGGCAGUUAGGGGCAAAAAAGUGCUCUCUAUAAGAGUUCUAUUUAAGUGGUUUGUCUAGCGGUCAGACAUGGGCUAGUAGAGAACUCAAUUCUUCCAGGAGAAGUGGUUCACUUACCAAAUUGGACCAAAAACUGGAUGAAAGUUACUUCUAAUCUCUCAGGGAGGUAGCAUUGACGAUAAUAAAAGAGGGCUCUUCAAAAACUCUUUGCCCCUGUAUGCUAGCGGUUUAGGGCAUGACCCCUAAGCUCCUAAAGUUAGAGUGCUCCCUAGAGGGGAGCCUUCAAGGAACCCUAAGUUAGGCUCUAUAAAGACUACUUGCGAGAAAAUUUCUUUUUUCAUGAUUCUCCGACGAUUUCAGGUGGACUCCCUGCUCUCCGAGUUCAUUCUGGACGAUAUGACCGAGAAUUCUUCGGCCCCGGCCUCCCUUCAACGGCAUUUGGCUUCGCCGACCACUUUACCCACUCAUGGGGUUCGAUCUCUCUUGAUCUGAUCUUGAUUUUUAAAAAAAUCAUAAUACCUUUUCUAAUGCAAUUGUAAAAUAAACAUGUGAAUAAAAUCUAUUUCACUCGAAUCUUGGAUGAUAUUUUAAAGGCGCAUCGUGGAGAGUCGUCGAUAUGGCUCUGAAAGAAGGAUUUCUUUAUUGGCUUUUUCGUGUUUCAUAAGUGAAAUUCUGUGCACGCGUUUUUAAGUGAAAAUUUUUUUCAGCAUUCUUCUCUGAACUUAAAGAUAUCUCUAACGACAUAAAUUCGAUUAUUUCCCAAGCAUGCGCCUUUAAUAUCACCAAGAUUCCACAGGAUGUCAACGAGAUUUCUAGGCUUGUACCUUCAAAAUUUUCAAAAUUAUAAGGUUCAGUUUUUUGAGAGACCAAAAGAAGUUAUAAAAUGUUCGGCAUAUACAAUUUUUCCGUUUUCCCCUUUUCAAUAAGUUCCAGACAGCUUUUUUGAUCUUCUAUUUGGACCACGCCCUGUGCCUUUAAACAACUUACCCUGAACCAUUAUUAACUUGUAUUACUUCGCAAUGCACUGUAUAGCCAUUUCACGGCUCCCAAGGGACGCGACCUGUCUGCCCUCUCCAACAACCAGGAACUCUCUCUUUUUCAUUCGUGUCAGGAUUGUUUUUGGAUGUCUCAAGCCAGCCGUGAAUCAGCUUUAAUAAAAAAAAUGACUCAAAUAGAGAUGAAAAUGGGAUUUUUUCCAGCCGCCCCUGAAUGCGAUCGCCUUGAGUUUGGGCUUCAACAUUGGUCCGACCAGCAACGGUUCUGCCACCAAUGGAAUCGACAAUGGAGCCAAUCGCAACGUUAUGAACAUGUUGUGAGUUUUUUUUAUCGAUGAAAAAGGUUAAUUUGAAGUAGAAAUCGGUUGCUAUUUCUUAAAAAUCUCACUUGAAAACCUGAUUAUCAAAUAUUAACUGUUUCCGGGUUUGAAAGAAGUUGCUUCAAAUGUACCAAGUUUUUUCUAGAAUCUCACAAAAAGUAUUAAUAAGCGCAGAAUUAUCAUUGAUUUGUUUAUUUUAGGAAACCGAGAAGCUUGAUAUUUUAUUUUGAUCCAUAUAAUCUUCUCAUACUUUAAUUUUUUUACUGAUAAAUAACCUUGGUCGCAUUGGGAAUGGCUCGAAGCGGUUCUAGUUCAAGUCUUGGAGCUUAAACCUUUUUGUAACCGCCUGACACGUUCAUCCAUUCCUAGUGCGACCGAUUGCCGUCAGUUCAGUCAAGAAAACACUUUUUGAAGGUUCCCCAAUGGUUCCGACGGCUGUUCACUCCUCAACACGAAUCCCCAGCAGAAUAUGAUGUAGAGGUGAGAAAAUAAUCAAUAUUUUUGUAGGAACUUCAAUUGAUUCUCAAAUGAAGAUAAAUUUCGAGAAAUUAUAGCUGGCUCACGGCUGGCUUGAGACAUCGAAAAAGGGUCUUGACGCAAUAAAAAAAAGACAGUGUCUGGUUUGUGGAGAGGGUUUGAAAGGAGUAGCUUCAAAUGAGGCGGGCCACGCCCCCUUAGCGUCUCAAGCUAGCCGUAAAUCGGCUGAACUCUUAUCAUAGGUAAUAGACAAAAAACGGAAGAUAUAAUGUUAGUAUUUUUUAUGAGCAAGAAUAAAUUUGACCUCAGUUUUUUCAAUGGCCGCAGCUAUAAUGGCUCAAAGCGUCGCGCUCGCGUUGCGGUCCAGAAAAGGCUUUCCAAACUUUUUACGAAGCUUCACUAUGCACAAGUAAUUUCUAGUCAGACGAAAAUUGAAGCAGCCGCUCGUCGUCUGAGCCAUUCCAAGUGCGACCCUCGAAAAUAAACCUAAUUUUUUGCAGGUUUUGCAAGCUCAAAAAUCUGUUAACCAAAACGGACAAACGACCUUUAAUUGUAAAUUUCCACAAUAA